UCGUGCAGCUGGUGAACCAGAAUAAAUGGUUGUGUCCCUAUGGGAUUUAUAUUCAUUUGAGCGAUUUUCAACUUCAUAGCAACAAUGGGAUUUGUUAAUGGGGUUUCUCAUCUGUUUCUUUUGGUUAUGACGUUGCUUUUGUUGGUCUUCCAGGCUAACUCAGGUUCAGUUGAGAGAUCAUCCUAUAUAGUCCAUAUGGACAAGGCCCACAUCCCCAAAACUUUCUCCAACCACCAUGAUUGGUAUUCCUCCAUCAUGGAUUCCUUGAAGUCGUCUGUAAACAUUAUUUCAUCCUCACCAUCUCUUAUUUACUCUUACGACAAUGUUGUUAACGGUUUCAGUGCCGUUUUAUCUCAAGAGGAACUUGAAACGUUAAAAAACUAUACAAAUUUUAUCUCAGCUUACUCAGAUAAAACUGUAACACUUGACACUACCCACACCAUUGAAUUCCUCUCCCUAAAUACGACAACCGGUCUUUGGCCCGCCUCAAAAUAUGGCGAAGAUGUCAUUGUUGGUGUCAUCGACACUGGUGUCUGGCCGGAGAGUGAUAGCUAUAAAGAUGAUGGCAUGAGUUUGAUUCCGGCCAGGUGGAAGGGUGAAUGUGAAAUUGGACAAGAGUUCAACUCCUCAUUGUGUAAUUCAAAGCUUAUAGGAGCUCGAUAUUUCAACAAGGGUAUAUUGGCAGCAAAUCCAGGGGUUAACAUUAGCAUGAAUUCUGCUAGAGACACCUCGGGGCAUGGGACACACACGUCCUCCACAGUGGCUGGGAAUUAUGUAAAUGAUGCUUCAUUCUUUGGCUAUGCUAAAGGUGUAGCAAGAGGUGUGGCCCCGCGAGCCAAGGUGGCCAUGUACAAGGUCAUCUUUGAUGAAGGACGCUAUGCCUCUGAUGUUCUUGCUGGUAUGGACCGGGCUAUUGCGGACGGUGUUGAUGUAAUUUCGAUUUCAAUGGGAUUCGAUGGAGUACCAUUGUAUGAAGAUCCUAUAGCAAUAGCCUCAUUUGCUGCUAUGGAGAAGGGUGUGGUGGUCUCAUCUUCAGCAGGAAAUGCAGGGCCAUCUUUAGGAACCUUGCACAAUGGAAUUCCUUGGCUCUUGACAGUUGCAGCUGGCACAAUUGAUCGUUCAUUUGCCGGAACUUUAACUCUUGGGAAUGGGGAAACCAUCAUCGGAUGGACCCUCUUCCCAGCUAGUGCUUUGGUAAAAGAUUUGCCGUUAGUUUACAACAAGACUUUUUCAGCAUGCAACUCAACUCGAUUGUUAGCUAAAGCCCAAGCUGAUGCCAUCAUCUUAUGUGACAAGACGGAGUUUGUAUUUGAUCAAAUACGUGCUAUAAGUAAUUCAAAGGUUCGAGGAGCUAUAUUCGUUUCAGAAGAUCCUCAGUUAUUAGAACUUGGUGGCGUGAGUUGUCCAGCUGUUAUUAUUAGCCCCAAGGAUGCACCGAUUGUAAUCAACUAUGUUUCAGCUGAUAAGAAACCUUUAGCAAGCAUCAAGUUCCAACAAACCAUUCUGGGUACAAAACCUGCGCCAGCUGCAGCUUUCUAUACUUCUAGAGGACCUUCACCCAGCUAUCCAGGCAUAUUAAAGCCAGAUGUAAUGGCACCAGGGUCACUGGUUUUGGCUUCUUGGAUUCCAAAUGGCUAUGCAGCCGGAAUUGGUCCAAACUUACUCCUGUCUAGUGACUAUAACAUGAUCUCUGGUACAUCAAUGUCCUGCCCUCAUGUUUCUGGUGUGGCUGCACUCCUUAAAGGGGCACAACCUGAAUGGAGUGCAGCUGCUAUCAGGUCUGCCAUGGUCACCACAGCCAACCCAUUGGACAACACUCAAAAUCCAAUCCGAGACAACGGUGCAAGUAAUUUCACAUUUGCUUCACCUUUAGCCAUGGGGGCUGGCCAAGUUGAUCCUAAUCGAGCACUUGACCCAGGUUUGAUUUAUGACGCUACCCCACAAGACUAUGUGGAUCUCUUAUGUUCUAUGAAUUACACCCGAAAGCAAAUUUUGGUGAUUACGAGAUCAAAGAGUUACAACUGCUCAAAUCCCAAUUCUGAUCUUAAUUAUCCAUCUUUUAUUGUGUUAUACAAUAACAAAACUGCAUCUUAUGUUGAGACAUUUCAGAGGAUUGUAACCAAUGUGGGAGAUGGUGCUGCAAUUUAUAAGGCCAGGGUCGAUGGUCCAACGGGUUCUGUAGUUACGGUCUCACCAGAAACUUUGGUCUUUGAAAAGAAAUAUGAGAAACAGCGCUACAAUCUCACCAUAAAUUACACCAACGACGAUGAACAAAAGGUAUCAUUUGGUGCAGUCGUUUGGAUUGAAGAAAAUGGAAUGCACACUGUUAGGAGCCCGAUUGCAGUUCCAACAAUGGGAUUUGUUAAUGGGGUUUCUCAUCUGUUUCUUUUGGUUAUGACGUUGCUUUUGUUGGUCUUCCAGGCUAACUCAGGUUCAGUUGAGAGAUCAUCCUAUAUAGUCCAUAUGGACAAGGCCCACAUCCCCAAAACUUUCUCCAGCCACCAUGAUUGGUAUUCCUCCAUCAUGGAUUCCUUGAAGUCGUCUGUAAACAUUAUUUCAUCCUCACCAUCUCUUAUUUACUCUUACGACAAUGUUGUUAAUGGUUUCAGUGCCGUUUUAUCUCAAGAGGAACUUGAAACUUUAAAGAAUUACACAAGUUUCAUCUCAGCUUACUCAGAUAAGACUGUAACACUUGACACUACCCACACCAUUGAAUUCCUCUCCCUAAAUACGACAACCGGUCUUUGGCCUGCUUCAAAAUAUGGCGAAGAUGUCAUUGUUGGUGUCAUCGACACUGGUGUCUGGCCGGAGAGUGAUAGCUAUAAAGAUGAUGGCAUGAGUUCGAUUCCGGCCAGGUGGAAGGGUGAAUGUGAAAUUGGACAAGAGUUCAACUCCUCAUUGUGUAAUUCAAAGCUUAUAGGAGCUCGAUAUUUCAACAAGGGUAUAUUGGCAGCAAAUCCAGGAGUUAACAUUAGCAUGAAUUCUGCUAGAGACACCUCGGGGCAUGGGACACACACGUCCUCCACAGUGGCUGGGAAUUAUGUGAAUGAUGCUUCAUUCUUUGGCUAUGCUAAAGGUGUAGCAAGAGGUGUGGCCCCGCGAGCCAAGGUGGCCAUGUACAAGGUCAUCUUUGAUGAAGGACUUUAUGCCUCUGAUGUUCUUGCUGGUAUGGACCGGGCUAUUGCGGACGGUGUUGAUGUAAUUUCGAUUUCAAUGGGAUUCGAUGGAGUACCAUUGUAUGAAGAUCCUAUAGCAAUAGCCUCAUUUGCUGCUAUGGAGAAGGGUGUGGUGGUCUCAUCUUCAGCAGGAAAUGCAGGGCCAUCUUUAGGAACCUUGCACAAUGGAAUUCCUUGGCUCUUGACAGUUGCAGCUGGCACAAUUGAUCGUUCAUUUGCCGGAAUUUUAACUCUUGGGAAUGGGGAAACCAUCAUCGGAUGGACCCUCUUCCCAGCUAGUGCUUUGGUAAAAGAUUUGCCGUUAGUUUACAACAAGACUUUUUCAGCAUGCAACUCAACUCGAUUGUUAGCUAAAGCCCAAGUUGAUGCCAUCAUCUUAUGUGACAAGACGGAGUUUGUAUUUGAUCAAAUACGUGCUAUAAGUAAUUCAAAGGUUCGAGGAGCUAUAUUCGUUUCAGAAGAUCCUCAGUUAUUAGAAAUUGGUCGUGUGAGUUGUCCAGCUGUUAUUAUUAGCCCCAAGGAUGCACCGAUUGUAAUCAACUAUGUUUCAGCUGAUAAGAAAGCUUUAGCAAGCAUCAAGUUCCAACAAACCAUUCUGGGUACAAAGCCUGCGCCAGCUGCAGCUUUCUAUACUUCUAGAGGACCUUCACCCAGCUAUCCAGGCAUAUUAAAGCCAGAUGUAAUGGCACCAGGGUCACGGGUUUUGGCUUCUUGGAUUCCAAAUGGCUAUGCAGCCGGAAUUGGUUCAAACGUACUCCUGUCUAGUGAGUAUAACAUGAUCUCUGGUACAUCAAUGUCCUGCCCUCAUGUUUCUGGUGUGGCUGCACUCCUUAAAGGGGCACAACCUGAAUGGAGUGCGGCUGCUAUCAGGUCUGCCAUGGUCACCACAGCUAACCCAUUGGACAACACUCAAAAUCCAAUCCGAGACAACGGUGCAAGUAAUUUCACAUUUGCUUCACCUUUAGCCAUGGGGGCUGGCCAAGUUGAUCCUAAUCGAGCACUUGACCCAGGUUUGAUUUAUGACGCUACCCCACAAGACUAUGCGGAUCUCUUAUGUUCUAUGAAUUACACCCGAAAGCAAAUUUUGGUGAUUACGAGAUCAAAGAGUUACAACUGCUCAAAUCCCAAUUCUGAUCUUAAUUAUCCUUCUUUUAUUGUGUUAUACAAUAACAAAACUGCAUCUUAUGUUGAGACAUUUCAGAGGAUUGUAACCAAUGUGGGAGAUGGUGCUGCAAUUUAUAAGGCCAGGGUCGAUGCUCCAACGGGUUCUGUAGUUACGGUCUCACCAGAAACGUUGGUCUUUGAAAAGAAAUAUGAGAAACAGCGCUUCAAUCUCACCAUAAAUUACACCAACGACGAUGAACAAAAGGUAUCAUUUGGUGCAGUCGUUUGGAUUGAAGAAAAUGGAAUGCACACUGUUAGGAGCCCGAUUGCAGUUUCACCCCUCGUAAGUAAUUAAGUUAGUCAGUUUGUGGGAUGUUCUUGGAUCAUGGAAUCCAUGGAUGCUAUGUCAUAUAAUUGAGUGAGACUUAAAAUAUCUACUAUAUAAUCGUGAGUACUGGAAUAAUAGACAUCUAAAGGAAUAAAUAUAAAGUUAUUUAAGAAUCUUCUA
Molecule: messenger RNA, 4788 nt
Organism: Mangifera indica (mango)
Lineage: Eukaryota; Viridiplantae; Streptophyta; Magnoliopsida; Sapindales; Anacardiaceae
Exons: 3
Coding region: 85-4635 (1516 amino acids)
Biological process (GO): proteolysis
Molecular function (GO): serine-type endopeptidase activity
Source: RefSeq, a predicted model, not a curated record